AUGGUAACGUCGGUUGCUCAACUUCAGCUCAAGAUGGCGGACGAAGAAACGCUUGAAAGGCGACCUUUUUCGUGUCCUGUUCAACCGCUCACCGAUAGAAAAUUGAGCGCGGAGAAGCUUCCUAACUUAAGACCGUUUUCUAUGGGUGCCGUAGAGGAAGACGAUGAAGGUGAAAUGUCAGAAGAACUUCUAGAAGAAAUUUUGAUUAAGCGUGCAAGUGGCGGAGAUAACCUUGCUAAGUUUCAACUCGGACAAUUCUAUUUUGAGCGGGAAAUUUAUGAUAAAGCUUUGAUCGCAUUUGAAAGAAUCAAAGGCAAAGAUUUUCAAGCUAAAUAUCAACUUGGAGUGAUGUAUUAUGAUGGCAUCGGAACAAAAUCAUAUCCGGUGAGCUUGUCUAGAUCAAGGAAACAGGACUUGAGUUUACUUUAUUCUCACACAAUAGAGUGAAUUCUUGAUCAUGUCCUUUAUUGGUAGCUGGUGAAGUCGCCCACUGAAAAGUCACCUCGCUGAAGUUAUGUCGCCUGAACCCCGAAGUCUAUUAUAAGCGCGAAUACAUAGCCACUAAGCCGAGAAAGCACUUUAUAAUGUGUAUUUGUUGUUUUUUAAAUUAACCUGUGGAACCAAAUACUGUAGAGGUGAGCGUAAAAAGACAGUGACUGCAUAACAAUAUAGGUCAGUAGCAUCAGGCGACAUGAAUUCUGGAGGGUUGUUCGAGAUGACUCUUGGGCAACUUUAACAAAAACUACACUCUAUCAGAUACCACCAACUAUGUGAAGGUUUGGGUCUUUUCAAGCAGAUCAGUCUAUAAGCUAGGUUUUAAAAUUGAAGGAGAUCAGUUUUGGUAUUACCUAGCCAAAAGGAACGGUAUGAAUAGUUUGUCUGGGUUAGGGUUGAAACAAUUUUAUUGCUGCCCUAUCUCAGACACCUGUCUAUGGUUGGACUGCCAAUUGCAGCUGAAUAUGUUGGUGAAAUGAGGAAAUAGGGAAUUUAUUUAAUGCAACUGAAAUGAUCAUUUCCUUAAUUCACAAGUAUGCAUUUGAUUACCUUUUAAUACCAUGGGUGACAAAUUGUAAAUGCUCUCAAACAAUUUUUUGGUUUUUCACAAUUUAAUAUUUCUCUUUCUUGAAUAGGAGAUGGGAUUUCAGUUGCUCAAAGAGGUUGCAGAAUCUACCAAUCCUGAUGCAACUCAUCUAAUUCCCUUUGCCCAGUAUAAUGUUGGCAGAGCUUAUUAUGAAGGGUUUGGAGUCAAACAGUCAGAUGAAGAGGCAGAGAGAUGGUUCCUGGCAGCUGCUCAAGAUGGGGAUCCCAAUGGCAGCAUCAGGGCACAGACAGUCCUUGGUCUGUUUUACUCACGAUCAGGAGAGGAUUCCUUUGACUUAGACAAGGUUUGUACCAGGAGGGCUGGGUGUUGCUCCCUUAUAUAAGUUAUUUAAGCAAUAGAAACCGUUUUCUGUGUUUUCAUAGCCUGAUAUACACAUGAGAGUGAUUUGGAGAAUAUGAGACAGUUAUGCAAACCCGAGACGAAGUCGAGGGUUUGCAUAACUGGCGAGAAUUCUCUCAAUGCCUCGAGUGUCUAUAUCAGGCUAUGCAAAUACAGGAAAAAAGGUUUCUAUUGCUUUUAUAAAUUAACUUUUCCGAGAACAAAUGCAGACUGAAACUCUUUUUUAUGACCCUGAUUAAAAGAGAAAUUCUUAUCAGUCACGAAGUACUGUGCACAAAGUCUCGCAUGCGUUAUCAGUUCUUUUUUUUACAAAAAAGACAAAAGAGAAGCUUUCCAAAAUACCGAUUUUUCUCGCUUGAAAUCUCAGUUAACUGAAAAUAGAAUUGAUACAGCAUGUUUUGUAAUGAUUUUCCAAGUUUCAACCAACGAGGGAAUUGGUAAAUAAAGUAAACUUGUCGAGCUUUCAACUCAAAAACUUUUUCAAAUUCAUGCUUGCGAGAUUAGGGUGCAAAAAACAAAACUAGUUGCAGAUGUGCCUCUUGUGUCUCUCGUUCCUCUCGGCCAAUCAGAGUGCACGUACUAUCUUAGUUAUUUUAUAAAUAGGUAUGUGCCACCCCAAAGGGUACGGUUUUUGCACCGUUUUGGUCUGAAAAUGGGUAUAGACUUUGCCCAUUUUGGUCUGGAAUCAGGUAUGGUUUUUGAGGAAACUAUACAGGAGUCACGUAUUUAUUGUUUCAAUUCCAAUUGAAUAAGAAAGAAAGAGAAAUAUGGGAAUUCAAAAUGGAUUUUAAGAAAUCUUUUUUUGUCAGCAUUCUAAUCUAAGUAAUGAUGACAAUUUCUUAGAGUACAGGUCUGAAAACUGGUGCACAAAAAUGAAAUUUUUUAGUCUGAAACAGGUCAGGAGUUGAAGAACCAGGUGGCACACCCCGACCAAGAAUUCCAAGGAGUGCCCCCUAGGGCCCCUAGGCCCCUCCCCAAGUUCCCUCCUCUAUGCACAGUUUUAAACUCAUGUAAAACACUGGGUAUUUGCUUCAAUUGAUUUUAAAUCAUAGUUUGAUUUCCUUGCAGGCUUAUUUCUGGCACCAGGAAGCCACAGGAAAUGGAAGUCUUGAGUCACAAGGUAGGUUGAGAAUUGCCAGCUUGAGCUGAGCAACUUCACCUUCACUCAUGAGCAGACCUCCGAGCAGAAUGGUGCGGGCGUUUAUAAGUCGAUGAGCUUUGUUACCUAAAAAUGUUUGAUUAUUUUACAAAAUUUACCGUAAAAUUCCGAAAAUAAGCCCCAGGGCUUAUAUUUUUCAAAGGCCCUUUUUGAGGGGCUUAUCUACGGAGGGAAAUUUACGUUUCAAAAUCGAUUAGGCUAGCCUUAUAGUUGAAGGAAAUUUACCGUUUUUGCUUUGUUUUACUUUGUAUUUGAGGGCAAUUUCCAAGUACAAGCCCCCGGGGGCUUAUAUUUUGAGGGACGAUUUAACGGAGGGUUUUUGAAGGGCUUAUAUUUGGAGGGGCUUAUACAUGGAUGGGCUUAUUUUCGGAAUCUUACGGUAUUGUGGUUCAAAAGCCUCUUUUUAAUUAUGUUGUCCACUGUAAUCUUAUUCGAUCUUGUUGUAGGUGCUUUGGGUGUUAUGUUUGAAUAUGGCAUUGGUGUUCGGCCUGACCGCCAAGCUGCAUUUAAGUGUCUCAAAGAGGCUGCAGCCCGGGGAAAUGUUUAUGCUCAAGGCAACUUAGCUGUCCUUUAUUUCAGAAGAAAACUGUUAAACAAGGCUGCUGAUGUAGCCAGAAGGUACUGAACUAGUUUAAAAAGAAUUGUAAUCUUUUCAAACAACCUGGAAAAUAAUAGCAACAGUUCUACUGAGGGAGAUAGUGGGAAAAAAACUCCGUAGGAAUUGGCUCACCAAAUGAAAAGUAAAAAAUACACAUUUCGGAGUCUUCUUUGUUGCUUGGAAACGCCGGGGGAGGCACUUAAGGGAAUUUAGGGUAGAGGUGUGCCGCUGAGGCCUUCAGACCCCGACCCUGUUAAAGACAAAAAUCGUUCAUGUCGCCCAUACCCUGUUGUUGUUUUUCUCGCCAGUUCUGCCUACCGUCCACACGUACCCAGUGAAAACGGUCACCGAAAACGCAUCUUUUCAAAAACUCUCUUCGGAGUGGAGAUUUUUGAAAACGCGCGGCUUCUCGCUUACCUGCGGACGGACGAAAACGGAGGUUUUCGAAUACGAUGAUGUCGUACAUCAUACACUACUAGUGUUACGCAUGUUCCGUAAGGGAUGCUAUCGUUCUUUUUAGCGUUUUCGUGUGGACGGGCGAAAACGAUUCGAAUACGCUACGUGUGGACGCGUAUUUUUUUUUUUUUUUAAAACGGAGUAAAUAAAUCUCCGUUUUCAAAAAUAUCUGGAUACGUGUGGAUGGGCCCCCAAUUUCAUGACCCUGAUUCAUUUCGUCUCACACACACAAGUAGAGAAGGUAAUUUUUUUUCUUAUUCCGUGGGUUAAGCCCUUGGGCCGUAUUUGGCUUACCUCUUACUUGCAGUCUAUUUAAAGUUAAGCUAUAGUGUUGCGGUGCUAGCUACACCAUGUCCUAAGCAAAGAUAGUUAAAUUUUCAUUACAAAAUAUCACAAUAAUUUCUACAACUCUAUUGGAUGAAACUGGACUAUGUAUCCUCAAAAAUCAUUUCCAAAAGCACACAGGCGGAUCACAACUUCUAACAGGUUGAGGCGCUACGGUAACCUUAUAUAACGCAUAUUACAGUUAUAAGCGUUUAGAACAGUUAACGCCUCAACAGUUAACAACAUGUACUAGUAACGGCUCUCUACAAGACCGCUAGAAUUAUAUUGGUUUUAAUAUUUUUAUCAGCGAACGCAAGAUAAACUGGCUACAAAACCCUCACGUCACAAUAUCGUGUUGGCGGAACAGUAAAAUUUUGAAUAAAAGGGUGAAUGAACUGAAGACUAACCUUUUGGUUUUUCCAGACAUCCAAACACAGCGCAGGUAUCAAGCAAUUCCCUUCUCUGCCUUAUACAGAGCUCGGUAUUGUCUUGCGAUUUGUUUUAAUGAUUAUCUUGUUCCUGAAUUUUGAGACUUGAGAAGAUACCACGUCGGCGAGGGCGGGGAAAACGUAACUUAAAAAGUAACUGCGCGUUCUUUCAAUCUCUAUCGCUAUUAUUCCAACUCGCUUACUUUGUCAACUGCAAGCGAGCUAUUCUGGAAUUGUAUUCCUAAGAACAAAAUCAAAGUUUUGAAAAAAUGGAAAGAAAAUCUCUUCGUUUUCACGUCGUAGCCGUGCAGUGACGAUAAAGAAAUGUACAAAAAGCGUGAUGCGCGUACAGAGUUGUUGUUUUGUCUUAGGCCCUGUCCACACUAAUGCGUUUUCAAAGGUAUGUGUUUUCGUUGACAUCGAAAACGCAUCGAUGGAUUCGCGUCCACACUACCGUUUUGAUGCGUUUUAGACUGUCCACAGUGACACUAAUGCGAUGAAAACGUGAAUUCACUGUAUAAGCGACGUUUUCGCUGCCGUCGCCUUCCUCGCAUUUUAAGGGCCCUAACGGAGCCUUGUUUAAUUUGCUCUGUGUUCUGUUCAAUGCAUCUAGUGUUGGGGAGCAAGAUGACGUUGAAGGCCUUGCCCUUGAGACGGACUGUCUUCCACAGUAUGUAGCUAAAGGAAUCGCUUUAGGAUGCUUUGUGUACGGUCGCUGUCUGCAUCAUGGGUUAGGAGUUGAACAGGACAGGGAACAGGCGAGAUAUUGGUACUCAAGGGUAUGUAUACCUAUCUUUGUACGUAUGGCAAUGUCACAAAAAAUCAUGUUCCAAAAUUUAUUAGUGGAGACCUUUAGAUUCUAAGACGAGUACGACUACGAGUGCGAGAUUUUCUCAAUACCAAGUAGUGCCUGAACCAGCGUUAUUUUGGCGGGAAAACGUGAUAGCCGUCGUCAUUCUUCUACGAGUUUUAGUGAGAGAAUGUCGUAGUGUGCGGAAACAAUUUAUCAAAUGUUGGCAGUUUUAUCAUUUUGGGAUCGGAAGAAACCGGAUUAACCUCUUUCAGUAAAAAUAACAGUGCCAACUAUCGUUGUAAAAAAACGUAUGAUGAAGCUUUCCGGGGUAUAUAUGUUUUUGAGGAUACGCGAAAAAACGUGAAAUUAAAUCUAGUACUCGUAGUCGUACACAUCCUAGAAUCUAAAAGUCUCUAUUGGUAACCGACAGACGAACGUAUUUUGUUGGAAACAUUCAGCACUUGAAUCUGUUAGACUACAUUUCUUGAUGUGGCAACGCCUAGAAAGAAACUACCGAACUCUAAAAUGGUCUAAAAUUGUGAAUAGACUUUAGAGCCAGUUGCGUCACCAUCAUAAACCUAAGCUCGGUGUCCUUAUAAAGGUCCUGUGACGAUAACCUUUACUUUUUCGUUUGCGUUGUAAGGUUGGCUGAGUUUAGUGAUCUAGGAGAAAUCUCCGUCGCUGAAUAUCCAUAGGCAAGAGAGGAUAAAGCCAUGUUACUCGUUAACAGAAUAAACUAACUGGCGAAAUAUUGCAGCCGGCUCAAAGUUAUCAAAUGCGUGUAUUAACCCUUUGUAAGUGGUCUUAGAAGUCCGGACUAACAAUUCAGGUUCACGUCUGGCUUUAUCACCUCUUUUCAGUUGAAACAGUAGGCUGUAUUGUAUCUUGUAAUUUUUUUUUUCCUUAACAGGCUGGCUCUUUUGAUCUGGAUGUGGUCGCCCGUCUCCAAGAUCAAAUGACGUACGGUUAUAUUUGAGACUUCUCCUACAAACCAUGCUGGCACGUUUCAGGUUGCUUGUAUUUAUUUUUCAUCGUAGGAUUUCUUGUCGAUGCUUUUACUGAAGCAAGAAAAGAGACAAAGGGCGAGAAACCUAAAGGCGAGCUUUUUUUUCUUCGCUUCAAAAAUCACGACUAUUUUCAAAAAUCCUAGUUUCAUCACAGUUACGCCCUCGUCGAAAAGAAAUCUAAAUUACUAAUAGAGAAGGUAUUGUCUUCUAAGUCUUGGUUUGUUAUAAGCAGUUAAGAACUAUUGUAAAGAAAAGGACGCUUUCCUCCCUUUCUCUCUCUUUUGUUAGGUUUGGUAAGUUAUUGAUAAAUUCAUUGCUCUAAAUUUUUUCUUCGUACAUCCUUACGCUAUAGUUUUCCAUCCUUUUUUGAACACAAUUGCUCAUUCCUUGAAUUGCCGCGUGGGGCCUGAGUUUUAGUUCUUGUGAAACUUCUUCACGUAAUAAUAUUUCAUUUAGUAUCGAAACAACGGGUGCCUCGAAAGCGACCUGGCAGAGCCGAGAUAAAAAAGAAAAAAAAACGACUUCGAAAGUGUUUUACAAAAGCGGCGUACCGAUUCUUGUAAGAUAAUUUUUCGUUACAAGUUACAGAAUGGCUUAUGAAUUUGGUGGAUAGUGAACUGCGACCGAUAUACAGGUCAGAUGUAAUUUCAAACCUUCUUUGCAUUGAUUUCCUCUUACUGUUCUCCCAACAAGAAUGAUUAUUGAGUUUAAAAGUCACCUUUCUAUUACCUGUUUUCGCUGUGUCCAAAGUUGCCGUUUCUUUACGCCUUUAUGCCUUAACCGUACCAAUCAUUCAUCGAAGUGAAACUGAAAAAAAUGAACGUGUAAAUAUUUUUCACGAACUUGACAGUUGUACAUGAACUUUUGAUGAAGAGCUGUAAAUAUGUAAAACAGGAAAAUUAGUAGGGUAUUUUUAUGGAAGUAAAUAAAGUUGUGUCCACAUUG
This is a messenger RNA of Porites lobata, 7151 nucleotides long. The record is from the annotation of a GenBank genome assembly. Lineage: Eukaryota; Metazoa; Cnidaria; Anthozoa; Scleractinia; Poritidae.